This is a messenger RNA of Microplitis demolitor, 2574 nucleotides long. RefSeq names its product probable ATP-dependent RNA helicase DHX35. Lineage: Eukaryota; Metazoa; Arthropoda; Insecta; Hymenoptera; Braconidae. The record is from RefSeq and is a predicted model, not a curated record. Bases 312 to 2342 code for a protein of 676 amino acids. Gene Ontology annotation, molecular function: ATP binding; RNA binding. Gene Ontology annotation, cellular component: intracellular anatomical structure; catalytic step 2 spliceosome. The transcript has 13 exons.
UAUCUAUAGCCUACAUCUACAACAUGUUCAUGUUUCCACGCGUCAUUUUAUAAUUAACAACAAUAACAUCAUCACCUAAAAAUAUUUUCAUUAUAAAAAACAAAAUAUCAUAAAUUAGAAGUAUAAAAAAAUAUUAAAAUUAUUGCUCAAUAAAAUUUAAAUAUAUUUUUAUCACAAAAAUACCAAAGUAAUGACACAUAAAUAUACAUAUUUAAAUUUGAAUUACAUAAUUUUUAAAAUCUAAUAACAAAUGACACGGUUUUGUAUUUAAAAGGCUUUAAAAUAAAAUAAAUUUUAUCUAAUAAAUUUCAAUGACGUCUAAAUUGAAAUUUAUAUCUCCUGGUGACAGUUCAUGGCACGAAGAUAAACCUGAUAUUGAUGCACAUUCAGGAACUCAAUUUAUUUACAACGCAAAUCAUUCAUUGGCAAUAGAUCUGCAGCGUAAACGUCUUCCUAUAUUUAAAAACCGCUCCGAAAUAAUUUAUCUAUUGGAAAAUUAUCAAACACUUGUGCUGAUUGGGGAAACCGGUUGUGGAAAAAGUACCCAAGUACCCCAGUAUUUAGUAGAAGCAGGAUGGAGUACAGAUGGAAAAAUAAUUUGCAUAACAGAGCCGAGAAGAGUUGCAGCAACUUCUUUAGCAAAUCGAGUUGCGGAUGAACGCGGGUGUAUUCUUGGUACUGAUGUUGGUUACUCUAUAAGAUUUGACGACUGUACUGACGAAACCACUAAAAUUAAAUAUAUGACAGAAGGAAUUUUGUUAAGAGAAAUGAUGAGUGAUCCUUUACUUACUAAGUACUGUGUAAUAAUACUUGACGAAGUACAUGAACGUACUUUAUUGACAGAUAUAAUUAUGGGAUUACUAAAAAAAAUAAUACGAAAACGCAAGGAUUUAAAACUCAUCGUUUCUUCAGCGACUGUUGAUGCUGAAGAGUUACGAGAUUAUUUCAAUUUAAAUGCAUCAAAAGAUUCAACAAAAAAUACAGCAGUUAUAUUAAGUGUUGAGGGACGUCUAUAUCCUGUCGAUAUAUUUUAUGUCAAAGAACCAGUACCUGAUUAUGUAAAAGCAGUAGUGGAAACCGCAUUAAAAAUUCACGAAGCCGAAGACCCUGGUGAUAUUUUAGCUUUUCUUACUGGUAUGGAUGAAGUGGAUCGAGCUGUCUCUCUUUUAUCUGAGCAUGCAGAUCUCAUCAAAGAUGGAAAACAUAAAAUUAUGCCACUACCAAUGUACGGAUCCCUACCAAAUGCAGAUCAAUUAAAAGUGUUUUGGAAAGCGCAAAAAAAUACACGUAAAAUUGUUAUUGCUACAAAUAUUGCUGAGACCUCAAUUACUAUUCCAAAUAUUGUUUACAUAAUUGAUUGUGGUUUCGCUAAACUUCCAUGGUUUGAUGUUGAUACUCAUACAAACAGUCUGAUUGUUGCUCCAGUAUCAAAGGCAUCAGCUGACCAGCGCGCUGGUCGUGCCGGUCGUGUUCAAUCAGGAAAAGCCUACAGACUGUAUACAGAAAGUGCGUACGAUGAUUUUAUUGAAUCAAAUCCACCUGAAAUGCAGCGUUCAGAUUUAGCACCAGCAAUUUUACAACUGAAAGCACUAGGAAUAGAUAAUGUAUUGAGAUUUAAUUUUCCAUCGGUACCACCGAGUAAAAGUCUAGUUGCUGGAUUGGAAUUACUUUACGCUUUAGAUGCUAUUGAUAGAGACGGUAAUUUAACGAAACCAUUGGGAUUUACGAUGGCUGAAAUGCCACUAGAACCAGUAUUUGCUAAAUGUUUAUAUACUUCAGGUGAAAUGGGUUGUUCUGAUGAAAUAUCAACAAUACUAUCAAUGCUUCAAGUGCAAAAUAUAUUAAUACGACCAUCAAGUGGUCAAGGAUCCAUAAAAGCACGUGUUGCACACAGAAAAUUUGAAGUUGAAGAAGGUGAUCUAAUUACGAUGUUGAAUAUAUAUAAAGCUUAUGAAAAAUAUAAAUCAUCAAGUUGGUGUCAAAAAUAUUUUUUAAAUGUCAAAGGAUUGAAACGCGCUACGGAAAUACGUAAGAAAAUGCGUGUUAUGAUGACAAAUUUAAAUAUACCAAUUACGUCAUCUAAUGGUGAUUUAAAAUUAAUUUUGCGAUGUCUUACUGCUGGUUUAUUCCCAAACGCCGCAUUUUUACAUUACACUGGUGUUUAUAAAACAGUUAGAGGUGACAAAGAUUUAUAUAUACAUCCUAAUAGUUGUCUGUAUACAAUCCAACAACCGCAAUGGGUAUUAUUCUGUGAAAUUUUACAAACAACAAAAACAUACAUGAGAGAACUGACGAACUCUACGAGCACGAUAGCCUGUGGUCACGUUUUUGGGAUUUAUUAAUAAAUUGAUUCCAUCAUGAGUAAUAUAAUUUCUGCAUUAUGAAUAUUUACAGUCUGGACAAUAGGAACUUAAAGUUCACACAUCAUCCGCUUACAUUCUUGAAAAAAAAUAAAUUCAAACAUCACAUGAUUUUCGAAUUAUUUAGCACUCAUCGAUAAUUCAAAUGUAAUUUAUAAAUUGUUUGUUAUUGAUCGCUUAGUUUGGUUGCAAGUCUCUGAUCACCAUCACCUUU